Messenger RNA from Drosophila miranda, 9063 nucleotides. It is a transcript of the gene bbg, whose product is annotated as PDZ domain-containing protein 2. The transcript has 8 exons. The record is from RefSeq and is a predicted model, not a curated record. Bases 208 to 8568 code for a protein of 2786 amino acids. Lineage: Eukaryota; Metazoa; Arthropoda; Insecta; Diptera; Drosophilidae. Gene Ontology annotation, molecular function: protein binding.
CGAGUAAUCCAACAAAAAGAGCUCAAAAAGUAUCUAAUCCAAAGGAUCUGAGCUUAUCUGUGAACGUGAAAGUGGCGCAAAAAUCAACAGAAAUCAACAGAAUUCACUUCAAGCCACAAACAUAUUACUAAAUAAGCGACAUCAAAGCUUUAUUGGAGACUGAAACCUUAGCCAGUGCACAAGCGAUCUGCCACAUGAACACACAAAAUGGCUUCAACAACAACAACAGCGGCACAAAGCACACGCGGCAAGACAGCAACCAGUGAUGAUGACUACGUGACGGUUGUGGAAGUCGAUGAUCCCACAUCGUCCACCAAAGACUCGAGCCACUUGAAGACGCUAGUCAAGCGGCAAAGCUCCGUGGACCCCCACUCCUCCUCCUCAUUCAUAACAGUUUUGACCAUUAACGAGAUGGAGCUGCUCCAGCAGCGGCGGCAGCAGGAGGAGCAGCAGAACCACCCUCAGAAGAUUGUCGUAGAGGGGGAAGACGUCACUGUCUAUCGUCUGCCGGGGGAGCGCUUGGGCUUCGGCCUAAAGUUCCAGGGAGGCACAAGGAACACCGAACUGGUUCAAAAACUCUACAUACAAUCCUGCGCUGCUGAGAGUCCCGCCUCCAAGGUGGCCACCAGCUGGGGCCACCUGCGCGAGGGCGAUGAGAUCGUCAGCAUCGAUGGGCGAGAGGUCUGCCAGAUGACGCGCAUCGACUGUGUGCGCUGCCUCAAGGAUAGUGUGGCCAUUAAGCUGAUCGUAAGGAACGGUCACGGCCAGAAGCCGCCCAGCGAGGAGGACCAGCAGCAGCUGGAACAGCUCUCCAUCACACUGAAUGCCCAGCCCCCGCCACCGCCCCCGGUGCCGCCCAGGAAGCUCGUGAAGCGCCAGAGCUCCCGAGAGCCGCCCGCCCAACCCAAUCAGGUCCAGUUGGUGAUAGAGAAGCCCCUAACGCCACCGCCAGAUGCCGAGUACUACAUAAACCUCUUUGCCGAGUCCAUGAAGGCGGGCUCCGAGUCGGACGACACGGCAAGCACAAUAUCCACAGUCAUUGACAAGUUCUCGAUGGGGUCCAACUACUCCUCGGACACGGAUGUCGCCAGCAGUCUCAAUGGCCAUGACCUGGCCAAGGUGCUGAAGCCGUUUACCCUCUUGGAGGAGGAGUUCCACCUGGAGCAGUCUCUGGGACACCCGAAGCUGCUCAUACCCGGCAAUAACUACGAAAAUGUCGAGUUCAAGACGGAGAAGGUGAACGUGUAUGAGAAUGUGGAGCUCAAGAGUCCGGAGGGGACGCCCACGCCGAAGCCGAGGGUCCAAUUGGCCACAGUAGAGCCGAAGAAGAGAUCCAUUAUUCCCAUGCCCCGCAAGAUGCCAGCGCCCAGUAAACUGCCCAUUGAAGUGGCUCCGCCUAGGGUGCCCGUGGCCUCCGCAGAGUCUCCAACGACCCCCACAAAUGAGAGGAGAGAUCUGCCCCAGUUAAACUCCCCCAAGACGCCCAGCAACGAGGUUAAGGAAAUGCACCCGAGCUCAACAAAAAUACCGAAGGCCAAGUUCUCGCGGGCUAAAACCGAGGGGGAGAUCAAGCUGCAGAUGCCACCUCUCAAGCAACAGUCGCCGCAGCUCAAGUCUCGCAUUCCCGUAGUCACCUCACCAACGCAAAAGUCACCCCACCUGUCAAAGCACACAUCAUCUCCCUCUAGUGGCACGCCAACAACGAGCUCCAGCAUCCCCCGACUGCUACAGAAGCAGAAAUCCGAGACAGAUCUCAAGCUGAACCUGUACCGCAGCAAGUCAAAGGAGUCCAGCCCCGUUCUGACCCAAGGGCGACCGCCUCUCCAGAGAGCCUACUCCGCAGAGGCUCCCACCAGGACACCCGAGCGGACAUUCAUUCCCGUACUGCUCAAUGGCAGCGCCAAGAGCAGCUCCAACUCGAACACGAACUCCUUGGAGAGCAUUAGCUCCAACUGCAGUAGCGGCAGCAAUGGACGCUCGCCCAAGGGACCCAAGCCCAAGCCCCCAGAGCGGGUGCAGUCUCUCCAGAAGACACAGAUACCAAAGCUGCAGAUGCUGCCCACGACCCCGCCACAGCAGCAGCCAACGCUGAGCAUGCAGACGUUCAAGCAAGGCGGCACACCGCCAGCCACGCCCCGGACAACACCAGUGGGCACACCGUCCCCCACCAGCAACAGCAACUGCGAGAUACGCUUCAAGAUCCAGACCUACGAGAGUAAGACUCAAGAUGAGGACAAGCUGCCGAGUCUCUUUGAUCUGGUGCACAAACAGGACAAACUGGAGACCUCCCCCGAGCCCCAACGUGAUAUUACGGCUCUCCUGGCGGCCGCCGCGGCCGAGGCAGCUGAUCUCUCCCGAGAAUCCCCCCCGCCCCUGGUCGUUGGCAAGUGCAUGAAGAUCGCCGACGACAAUCAGACCACCACUUGCUACUCCAGCUCCAGCGGCGAGGAAGAGGAUGAGGACGAUGUUGAUGCCGCCGAGAGGGAGUACAUCUGCGAGGACGGCGAAAAGCUGGGGCCCCCCGAACUGAUCAACGGUCCGGGACCCUCGGAGGCCUACUUCAAUAUGUUCUGGCACUCGAAUAUGCUGCCCACCAUUGGCGAGGUCGAGGAGGAGUUCUCAUCCCUGGAACCGCAGUCGCUGACGAAUGGAACCAUUGUCAAGCCGGAGGAGCUGAAAAAAUUGCAAGCACCGACGUCCAAUAUGGAGGCUAACGAUGGCGGACUGACCCAGAUGAAUGUGAAUGUCGAUAAGAUUACUGACCAUGACGCACAUGAUAAGACAGCCCUGGCAGCGAGCCAGAGCCCUGUCGAGGAGAGUCUCACUUCGUCCAGUGCAACCACAACGAAUCACAAGGAAACGAGCAGCAAGACCAGCCAGGAGGAGAGCAGCAGCAGCUCGGUCCAGGAGAGUAGCUCCGUUCAGGAGAGCAGCACUGUGAAGACCCAAAGGACCACAACGACCCGGGUGACUACCACCAAGACGAGCAGCAGCAGUAGCUCCUCCAGUGUCUCCAACUUCAGUCCAGACAUUGCAUUCAAGCUGCAGUCCUAUGAGGAGAGAGAGGAUGGCACAGCCCCAGCCGCACACCUGGGAACAUCGACCACAACCAUUCACGAGGAACGGAGAGUCCUGAGCGAGGAGCAAACCCUCAGCGAACUGCGAACAAAGGAUGCCUUGACCGGGGAGGAGCAGCUGGUGACCAGCGCCGGAUCCAAGUCAAGCAGUGCCCGCUUCAAGAAGAUCAGCAGCAACGACAACCUGAUCGAGCUCGGAGACGAAGUCGGAGACGAGCAGCUGCAACUGCAGCCGUUGACUGCCACCGUCUUGGCGGAGACGCGUCUGAGGGAGCGCCUGGAAGACCCACAGGAUAAACAGAGUAUCGAGAGGGGUACCCUGACCUUAUCCGAAUGUGGCAAGCAGCUACAGCUGUCCGAGAAUGGAGGCAUGUCCACCUACACCGAAUGCGAGCAGAUCGAACAGGAAUCCUACCUGGAGGGCCAGCAGACCCUCAACGGGAGCGGUGACCCACUCGUCACCCCCUCGGAGGAUAAGGCCACUUUGGAGCGGGAGCUCAGUGAGACUCUGACGGUGACCAAGGAUGGUGAGAAGCAGGUGACCAAGAAGCUGGAGCAGAGCAAGGAAGCGGCCGCCAAGAAGGGGGCCAAGCUCCUCAAGAAAACGGACGAGGAGCGACGUCUCGAAGAGGAGGCCCAGAAGCUAAUCGAGAGCUAUCAGAAGGUCAGGAAGGAGGCGGAGAAGCUGUACAAUCUGGAGCAGGUUGAUGACCAGGAGGGCUUCGACCUGAGUGCCUUUGAACAGGUCGAGAAUCAGGAAGACGCAGGUGUUGAAAUUUCAGAAGAUAAGCCAGCUGAAGAAGAAGAGGAACCAGUCCUGGAAGACGGAGAUGAAGAUAUUCAUGUGAACGAAGAGCAGGACAAGCCUGUGAAAGAAGAAGCCAACGUCAAGAUGGAAUCCUUCAGCGAGAAAGAGUCAAAACUGAAAGCUAUGGAGGCAGGAAUCCAAGCCAUGGACGAAGAAAUUCAACUGAUCAAGAAGGACUUGAACAAAGAAGAAGGUCUCAUCGCACCUGCCCUCGAAGAUGACCUUGGCUAUCUCCUACACAAACACAUCAUCGAAACACCGAAAACACAGGACAGGACCAAUUCCACUCCUACUCCAACACCACUGCCCAAGCCCAAGCCGAAGCCGCCCGUGCCCACAAACAAGCCGAAACUGUCCCCAACUCUGAUUAAGCCCAAGACAGCGCCACCACCAGUUCCCAGCAAGCGCAGUGAGCUGCCAGGAACAGCAACAGGAACGGGAGCUGCCACUGGGAGUGGAUCUGGAGCUGGAUCUGGACAAAAACCAAAGCCCACGCCCAGCCAGCGACGCAGCAGUGCAGAUGUGACGCCCCCAAAGCCAUUAGAGCGCAUCAUUUUGGGUGUGGAGCAGCAGUCACAGCCGCAGCGACAGCAGAAGCAGGUGGAGAGUCAACCAAUUAUCACCUUGGCCAGCGUCGAUUUACCGAAUGUGGUGCCCGCUGUUCAAGCCCAAACCUCCACCAUUGACCCAAGUCCCGAGCUGCUGCUGGAUGACCUGCAUUUCGAGAGCCAUCAACUGCCCGACGAGGGGCGACUGCAGCAGGGAGAAGGCGAACAGCCAAAGGAGUCAAAUGGCCUGCUCAGCGGGCCCUCGUCGACAUCCUCAUCAGCUUCGUCGGUGGCCACGGCCACCCCGAUAACAACACCAAUUUUGGUAUCUGCCACGUCAUCGAUGGAUUCGGUCCAGAGUGUCAUCGAGGUCAUCAAUGGCAGAAGCAAUGGCAGCCCUGCCAUUGACAGUAGCACCGACAACAGCCAUCGAACUAACGAUGACGAUGAGGAUGAGGAUGAAGAUGACGAUGAUGAAGGAGUGCCUGGACUAGCGGAAAUAAGCCCCGCUGAGGAUGUGUCAACGUUGUCGCUCAAUAGAGAACACGAAUCAGAUCUUGCUACCCUUAACAGCCACAACAGCAUCCAAACGACAACGAUCAUCAGUCAGAAGAAAAAGACGCCCGCAGAAGCAGGAGCAGGAGCAGGCGUAGGCGCAGGAGGCACCGGUACCGGAACUGGAACCACAACGAAGGGCGGCGCCAACAAAAUGGAGCUGCUGAGCAGCGCCUCAGCCACAGCCACAGCCGCACAGAGCACAACCACAACGACAACGACAGCCACACACCAACUGCAGGCGACCACUAAGCAGCUGGUGGGGCAGGAGUACCUGAGCUACGCCUCGCCGCCCACCUACUCCCGCCUGCCGCCCGACGGCCAUGAGUUCCCCCCGAACUUCAGCGAACCUCUGAUCAUGCAUCCCUCGCACAUGCACCCACACCCACACACACACCCGGCGCUGCUCAAGGCCAAGGCAGAGCUCUCCUUCGAGCAUAACAACAACAACAACAACAACAGCAGCAGCAGCAACAGCAACAGCCUCGAGGAGGAUGAGACCGGAGCACCGCCGCUGCCCAAAACGGGGCCACCGCCGACAGUGCCCAGGAAGGUGUACCGCCAGGAUCUGGUGAUAAACGUGGAGGAUGCCCGCUCCAGAGACACCACAGAGACCAAGACGCCGCCCGGCCUGGGACGGGACUACCAGCGCUCUCUGAGCGCGAGCGCCCCGCGGAAGCCCAGCGACUGGCGCAAGGACGAGAAGUCGGAGAAGUCCGUGCGCGACAAGAUCGCCAUGUUCUCCUCCAACAACGAGCUGGACGCGAUUCCGCCAGCAGCCCCGACCAUGACCAUGCCAGCCGCAGCUGUCUCCAGCUUCUCGCGGAAGCCGCUGAACAGGAGCAGCGAGAACCUGCUGGACACCUGCUCCUCCACUCCGGCGCCCUCGCUGAAGACGCGCGCCAUGAGCGUGGAGAACCUGAACGACGUGCAGCGUCAGUACCAGCUGGCCAAGCAGCUGCCCCAGCUGCACGUGGCCGACUCCAUGUACUCGUUGCACACGCCCAGUCCCAGCCUCAGUUCCAAUCCCAGCUACAGUUACGCCUCCAACUACGCCUCGCUGCCGCGCAGGGCGCACGGCGGCUCCUACUCGGCGUCCGCCUCGGCGGUGGAGCGCAGGAUCAGCUUCUCGGGCGAGGGCGAGGCGGCCAACCGGAAGGCGGCCAUCACCAACAUCCUGGAGCAGCGCCGCCGCAGCUUGUCCAAGCUGAGGGGCCUAGUCAUCCCGGAGAGGCCGCAGCUGCUGGAGCCCAUCCUCGACCUCCCGGAGAUCAAGAGCCAGGUGAAGGCGGCCAGCGGGGAGGACAGCACCGACAGCGGCCUCGGCGAGACCCGCUCCCGCACCAACGGAGGAGGACUCGCCAUAAAUAGCAUAAGCAGCGGCAGCAGCAACAGCACCUACCGCAGCAUCUUCUCCCCGGGCGGCCAGCGGCGUCCGUUGGAGCAGCAGCUGUCCCAGCCGCCGGCCAAGCCGCCGCGCACUUCCCUGUGUGCACCUCUGACACCCCUUACCACCGGCAUCCCUGCCACUGUCCAUCGCGUCUGCAGGCUGAUGGCACCGCCGCCGGCACUGCCCCCGCCCGACCAGGAGAGCGACACGGACUCGGUGUUCUCCAGCACAGCGCGUGUGGCGACGCCCCCCGAGAAGUUUGCCCUCACCCGAACCCUCAGCUCGGAGACGAACACCUCGAUAGCCAGCUCCAACACCUCCACCCUGACCUCGGGCUCCUCGGCGGGCUCCCAGGCCAGCUGCAGCUCCCUGGGCAGCACGCCGGCUCUGGAUCUAACACGGCGGGUGCUCAAGAGCCAGGUGAGCGGCAGCGGCAGCGGCGACCCAGCGGCCCUCUCCAACAGGAAGAGCAUCCUGGCCUCGGCCAAGUGCCGGAACGCGAAGAACCGCGGCCAGGAGGAGGACAACGACAGCACCGAUGGCGAGGUCUGCACCCUGGCCGGGCGUCGCAUGAAGCCCGUCUCCAGCUACAAGCAGCAGAUGCACCAGCACCAGUUGCAGCAGCAACUCCAGCAGCAGCUGGGCAAGCAGCUGGUGGUGGACAAGCUGAUCAAUGUGGCCGCCUACGUGGAGCAGACCUCGGACACGGACGACAGCAGCCGGCGCUCGGACACCCCGGCGAAGAUCAGUGCCAUGUUCAUCGACGAGGAGCGCAAGGCCAGUUUCAAGGCCGAUCCCAGCCAGCAGGCCAAGCCGAAACCACUCCAGAUGCAGAUGCAGGCCCAGGCCAAGCCCGUGUCCGCGCCCGUGUCCUUGCAGCGAGCCUAUGAGUCGAAGCGGGAGGCGCCCAAGUCCCAGACCACAGCCGAACUGCGCGAGAAGUUCGAGAGGAGUGCAGCGGCAGCCGCGGUCCAGGCCCCGGCGCACCAUAAGAUGCACACGCCACUGCACCCAGCAGUGGCCGCAGCGAAGCCGCACCACGAGCGCUUCUCCUCGCUCGACUCGCUGGCCUCGAGCUCCUCCGGCGUGAGCUCCACCACCCAGAACGUCAGCACCACCCAGGAGACGGCGACGGAGUUCGGCAGCUUCUCCUCGCUGGGCAGCAACCAGAGCCUGAUCACGGCCCAGGACGUGCAGCAGAUUGUGGAGGAGGCCGAUCCGCCGCUUAAGAGCCCCGAGGCCUUCAUCAUUGUCCUGCAAAGGGAUAAUCCGGAGAGCAGCAUUGGCAUCACCCUGGCCGGAGGCUCUGACUACGAGGCUAAGGAGAUAACGAUACACAAGAUCUUGAGCAACACGCCAGCGGCCAAGGAUGGACGCCUGAAGAAGGGAGACCGCAUCCUGGCCGUAAAUGGGAUGAGCAUGCGCGGCCUGACGCAUCGGGAGUCGAUCAGCGUGCUCAAGACACCCCGUCCGGAGGUGGUGCUGGUCGUCACCCGCUCCGAGUCGCUGAUUGUGAAGGCUCUGAACAAGAAACGCUCCUCGCUGGGCUCGCUCAGCUCCCUCAACGAGAAGCCGACGGAUCUGGAGUACGAGCGAAAGCGCAACUACCACAAGGCCUCGCGAUCUCUGGACUUGGACCUGGACAUCGUGUCCAAUGAGGCGGAAUCGGGAGGCGGCGACUCGCCAGUGACCACCACGCCCAGCCCCAGCACCGGGUCCAGCAGUCCACAGCAGCCGGCCAGUCUGCAUGACGAUGAUGCGGAGGCUACCAUCGCUGGCAUUCGUGCACGACGUCAGCUCUCUCGCGGAGAUGCCGCCAAGCUGAGCACCAGCGAGCUGCUGGAGCGGGCAGCCGAGGCACGGAAUGCCAUCGCAGCAGAGAUUCGAGCACAGGCUGAGGAUGUGGCGGCCAGUGGAGCUGGAGCUGGAGCUCGGUGCGUGGAGAUUGUCAAGGAUAGCUGCGGUCUGGGCUUUUCCAUCGAAGGAGGCUUCGACUCGCCACUAGGAAAUCGACCGCUCAUUGUCAAGAAGGUCUUCAUGGGUGGUGCUGCCCAGAAGACCAACCAGGUGCGCAACGGAGACGAGAUCCUGAGCAUCAAUGGUGCCUCAACGGCGCGCAUGACGCGCGUCGAUGCCUGGAACUACAUGAAGCAACUGCCGCUGGGGCCGGUCAAGAUCAGCUUCGCCUGAGAUGUAGAUGCUAGACGAGUGCGGGCGAGGGAGAAGGGGAAGAAUGCGCCACAAUUUUUGUUAGUUCUAAGUUGAUAGUAGUUGGAUACGAUACGAUACCCUAAUCCUGAUGGAUGGUCUAACCAUUAGGGUCUUGCCAAUCGACCGUUAUUUUUUUUUUUGCAUUUAACCGAACUUUUAACUGUAUGCGUACUUCUAUAUACAUAUACAUAUACAUACAUACAUUAUUAAUUUAAAGUGCAAUUUUUUUGAGCUCCUUCAAUUUCAAUGCGGCUGCAUCAACUACCGCCCAAUAUACGCUGAUAAUAUCAAUGAUAUGAUUGUACAUAUAUAUAACUAAUCGAAACUAAUUUACGUAUUUUUUUUUUUAACAAUAAAAUCGAGACACGAGGGGACUAAGAAGCAAACUUCGUAGCAGCGCUCUUUCCUUAUAUACAAUAUAACAUUAAUCCAAUCCACAAGCAACGCAAAAAAAAAACAAAACCGAAAAAAAAA